Pseudovirgaria hyperparasitica is the source of this 1277-nucleotide messenger RNA. RefSeq lists its product as uncharacterized. The coding region runs from base 216 to 1148 and encodes 310 amino acids. The transcript has a single exon. The record is from RefSeq and is a predicted model, not a curated record. NCBI's taxonomy places the organism in Eukaryota, Fungi, Ascomycota, Dothideomycetes, Acrospermales, Acrospermaceae.
UGUCCGUGAUAUUAUGGGGCAAAUGUCAGAUACUGACGUGCAGCUGUUGGAUUGUUGGAACUACAUGGAUAAUUGCAGAGCCAUACUACAAGUAAUUAGCUAGCCCAGUCAUGGAUCAUCGCCGAUCUGGGUGAUAAACGAACAUCAGAUAUGUUAUAACAAAGAGAGACCCUCACUGCAGACAUGUAUGCUAACUACUAGUAUACCAGAUAAUAAUGCAUUUUCUUCAACUGCCGUGGCUCCCAGCAGCCCUUCUGUUGUACCUCGCUCAAGCACAGAAUGCAACCGGACCACCUUAUUCCGCAUGCGGAUUUGACAGCAUUGACAUCUCCCAAGGCUCCUUCAAUGCUACGGGCUCCUUCAAAUUUUCCUUCGGCACAUCAGAAGACGUCACAUUCCCACUAUACUACAGUGUGGCUGUCGAAUCGAACGAUACACGUGGCGCGGUGUACUCCUACGCCUUUCUCAGCUGGCCAGAGUCCAUCUCUACGCCUCCCAAUGUGACUGACAGACCUUCAGCGCAGGCCUGCAUUUAUGAUUUCGGCCUGGUGAAUGCAACAAGUACGAAUCCUAUGGACAGUAACGAAAGUUGUCAGGGAGUGCUGAGCGAGGAAUGCCUGGAGGUGCUGAAUAAUUUCUCCCCUCCACCUGGCUCGUGCCAAAAUGCAUACCGUCAGAGCGAGAUUGCGACGGCAUGCGGGAUGACGCUGCCAAACCAUAUUUCCAUCGGAGAUCCGGUCAAUCUCACGGAUGGGAACGACAUAUGCACGAUUCCGAACCUGCCCGAUAUGAACAUGCCAGACGGGUAUCUGGCGACUCGAUUCCAGAGCGUUCGGCUAGAGGGCCCCGAUUUAGACACAGCUCAGAUUGUGGUGGCAUACGAUACAUUCGUGCGUCAGGCACAUGUAGCAGUAAUAAGUUUGGACGUGCCACUCAAUGGAAGCUCGACGGUCUCGGGUGGAUACACAAAGGCGUUCUGUCUAGCACCAAGCAACAUAUCAGCCGGCAGCCGGCAGCCAGAACUGCCUGCUUAUCCAUCGAAUACAUCCACAGACGAUGACUCUGCAGCUGCGCGAAGCGGUAUCACUCAAUGCGUCUACUGGAUCACGACGUUAGCACUUACGGCUGUGUCGAUUGCAGUAUGGUAGAUAGAUAUCCUUCCUGCCAUACUUCACACAGAAGUGGAACCGGUCAUUCUAAUUAGGGAUCAAGAAGAGGUACAUAUAUAUUCAGAGGUCAAGAAGCAUACCUGAAGACGUUGCUAUCAUAGCCUCCUC